AUGGGAGAGGGAAGGGCUUUGCUGCUGCUAGUGCUGGUGGUGUGCUAUGCACUGGUGGCCACAGUGGGUGGGUAUGAAGAUGAAGGAAGAAGACGGAGGAGAGAGAGAGAAGAGGGACAGGGAGAAGGAGAGAAGACAGAGGGAGAAGAUUUCUUCUUAUUGCAGAACUCAAAGCGUGUGGUGAAGACUGAUGCUGGGGACAUGAGGGUAGUAAGGGGUUGGGGUGGUAGAAUUAUGGAGAGACGUAUGCAAAUUGGCUUCAUCACUAUGGAACCAAGGAGUCUCUUCAUCCCCCAGUACCUUGAUUGCAGUUUGAUCCUAUUCAUUCGCAGAGGGGAGGCGAGAGUUGGGCAUAUCUACAAAGAUGAAAUGGUGGAGAGACGAUUGAAGACCGGAGAUGUUUACAGGAUUUCAGCUGGCUCGGCAUUCUACUUGGAAAAUACAGCCGAAGGCCAGAAACUCCAUUGCAUUUGCAGCCUUGAUACAUCUGAGAGUUUAGGAUGGAAUAGCUUCCAGUCUUUCUUCGUUGGUGGUGGAAGCAACCCAACAUCUAUUCUUGCUGGAUUCGAUCCCCAGACAUUAUCAGCUGCAUUUAAUGUUUCAGAAUCGGAAAUAAGGGAGAUUUUGACUAGGCAACAAGCAGGCGCAAUCGUAUACUUGCACGAUUCUCAGCGGCCAACUGUGUGGACACAAUUUGUGAAACAACAUCAUCAUGAAAGAAAAGCACACCUCAAGAGAAUUGUGCUCUUUGAGGAGGAAGCUAGCCAAGGAAAAGAACAAGAACUACCCACAUGGUCAUUGAGGAAGCUUUUGAUUUCUGUACUGGGAAUGGAAAACAAGAUAGGAGAAGAUGGGAGCAAGAAAGGACCCGACUCGUACAACAUUUACCAUAGGCGGCCCGACUACAAGAACAACUAUGGAUGUAGCAUGGCCAUUGAUGAGUCCGAUUAUUCUCCUCUCCGUCACUCCGGCAUGGGCAUUUAUCUUGUCAAUCUUACUGCGGGAUCAAUGAUGGCGCCACACGUCAAUCCAACCGCCACAGAAUAUGGAAUCGUCUUGAGAGGAACCGGUCGUAUCCAAAUCGUGUAUCCAAACGGAACCCUAGCGAUGAAUGCCAAAGUGAGAGAAGGUGAUGUGUUCUGGGUGCCAAGGUACUUCCCAUUCUGCCAGAUCGCAUCGCGCGGUGGCCCGUUCGAGUUCUUUGGUUUCACCACCUCAGCUCGCCGGAACCGGCCACAGUUCCUAGCCGGAGCUAAUUCACUUCUUCAGACCAUGAAGGGAUCUGAGACUGCAGAAGCGUUCGGGAUCAGUGAGGAGAGGCUGAAGAAGAUCAUUGAUGCUCAACGGGAGGCUGUGAUCUUGCCGUCGCCAACGGUGGCACCACCGGCCACUGCGGUGGAGCUGGAGGAGGAGGAGAUGGGGAGGGUUAAUCUGAUACCAAGGAUGAUCAAUAACUUUGGAAAUGGUAUGAUCAUGGGGUUUGAUUAG
Messenger RNA from Ilex paraguariensis (yerba mate), 1488 nucleotides. The record is from the annotation of a GenBank genome assembly. Lineage: Eukaryota; Viridiplantae; Streptophyta; Magnoliopsida; Aquifoliales; Aquifoliaceae.